ACUUUUUGCUGCAAUUGAUAAAAAUAAAGACGAGGAGGCUCGCAAGCAAUGAAGGAUGAACCCCAGAUGCCUUUUCUGCUCCCUUCUUGACUCUUUUGCGAAGCAAAUCCUUCACAACAAUGUCGUCUGCAGAUGCAGGGGCUGACACUCGUCCUGUAUGCUUUUCCAUUCAUUCAAUGAAACUUAAACGCUCACCAUGAGGACCAGUAACACGCGUUUGCGCGAAGGCAGAGAUGCUCCCAUCGCCAUUGAUUUGGACUCCGAAGAUGAUGAUGAUGAUAUCGAACCUCAGUUCGGUUCGAUGGUGGUGGUUCCCAUACUGGGCAGUGCUGUUGUUCCAGAUCCGCCACUGGUGGAUCACGACGAAACAACUUCGGUUCUGCAAAUUCCAUCACAGCCAACAAGAGGAGCAUUUUGGGGCGAAACCAUGAUUCAUCUCAAG
Messenger RNA from Seminavis robusta, 442 nucleotides. The record is from the annotation of a GenBank genome assembly. NCBI's taxonomy places the organism in Eukaryota, Bacillariophyta, Bacillariophyceae, Naviculales, Naviculaceae.